Molecule: messenger RNA, 1314 nt
Organism: Pecten maximus
Lineage: Eukaryota; Metazoa; Mollusca; Bivalvia; Pectinida; Pectinidae
Product: splicing regulatory glutamine/lysine-rich protein 1-like
Exons: 3
Coding region: 1-1314 (437 amino acids)
Source: RefSeq, a predicted model, not a curated record
AUGACAGAAGAGAUACAACAGAAACCCACCACUACAAUCGACCAAAUAGCAGGAAAGACCGAAAAAACACAACAACGACCAAAAGGGCAGAAACGAAAAGAACAGGGAAAGACAAGCGACCAAAAGAGAAGAGACAAGAGAAACAGGACGACAGAGACGACAGAGGACAAAGGCAGAAGAGAAGUAAAAAAACAGAACAACGACCAAAGAAGAAAGACAACAGACACGGACGAAAAGCGCCCAAAAGAGCAGAAGAGACAAGAAAACACGACGAAAGCGACCAAAAGAAAAAAAAGAGACCAAACAGAAAACAUCGGACACAAAGCGACCAAAGAGCAGAAGAGACCGAAGAGAAACACGGACGACACAGCGACCAAAGAGCAGCAAGAGAGACCGAACCGAAACACGGACGACAGAGCGACCAAAGAGCAGGAAGGAGACCGAAGAGAAACACGGACGACACAGCGACCAAAGAGCAGCAAGAGAGACCGAACAGAAACACGGACGACACAGCGACCAAAGAGCAGCAAGAGAGACGAACAGAAACACGGACGACAGAGCGACCAAAGAGCAGGAAGAGACCGAAAGAAACACGGACGACAGAGCGACCAAAGAGCAGGAAGAGACCGAAGAGAAAACACGGACGACAAGCGACCAAAGAGCAGCAAGAGAACCGAACCGAAACACGGACGACAGAGCGACCAAAGAGCAGGAAGAGACCGAAGAGAAACACGGACGACAGAGCGACCAAAGAGCAGGAAGAGAGACCGAACAGAAACACGGACGACAGAGCGACCAAAGAGCAGGAAGAGACAGAAGAGAAACACGGACGACAUAGCGACCAAAGAGCAGGAAGAGACAGAUAGAGAAACACGGACGACAGAGCGACCAACGCGCAGGAAGAGACCGAACAGAAACACGGACGACAAGGACCAAAGAGCAGGAAGAGAGACCGAAUCAGAAACACGGACGAAGAGCGACCAAAAGAGCAGGAAGAGACCGAACAGAAACACGGGACGAAACAGAGACCAAAGAGCAGCAAGUAGACCGAACAGAAACACGGACGACAGAGCGACAAAGAGCAGCAUAGAGAGGACCGCACAGAACACGGAGACAGAGCGACCAAAGAGCAGGAAGAGACAGAAGAGAAACACCGACGACAGAGCGACCAAAGAGCAGAAAGAGACCGAACAGAAAACACGGACGACAGAGCGACCCAAAGAGCAGCAAGAGACAACAAACACGGACGACAGGAUCGACCAAAGAGCAAUAUCGACUAACUCAAACUUUGAAGUGGCACCACAAUAUGACUAG